Messenger RNA from Jatropha curcas, 2602 nucleotides. It is a transcript of the gene ABO5, whose product is annotated as ABA Overly-Sensitive 5. NCBI's taxonomy places the organism in Eukaryota, Viridiplantae, Streptophyta, Magnoliopsida, Malpighiales, Euphorbiaceae. Gene Ontology annotation, molecular function: protein binding. The record is from RefSeq and is a predicted model, not a curated record.
GAACGUCUUGGGCCUUCUAUUUACAUUUCAGCCCAAAAAUAAAAAGCAGCACAUGUAACGUUGCCGUUUCCGAUAUCUUUGCUAUUUGUGCCAACCCAUGUUCCCUGUAUUUGCAUUGCAGCGCCUGCUGGUGACCGCCAAGCCGCCAACUACUUCAACGGACCACUCUGCCUACCAACAUGAAACACCUCCGCCGCAAUCGUCCACCCAUCUCAUUUUCAACUGCUCGCCGUCACUACGCCACCAAAUAUACAGCUAAAAUCACUUCAAGGUCCUCCACUGGGCGCACUAUCUCCGUCGAAGUUACGCCGCCUGUCCCCUCCGACUCUCGCGGCUACCCACUUCCCCGCCGCGACCUCAUCUGCAAAGCUACACAAAUCCUCCUCCAAUCCCACCGCACGACUAGCAACCAGUCCGGCCCUUCUACGUCUCGUCGACUCAUCGACCCCAAUCCUUUCCUUUCCCUCCAGGAAUAUCUGUCUUCUCUAUCCCUCUCCCUCACCGCAGCUGAAGCCUCCGAAAUUUUAAAAUCCCUCAACUCCCCUUCCCUUGCACUGAAAUUCUUCCACUUUUGCCCCUCCCUUUCCCCGAAUUACCGCCAUGAUUCCUUCACCUACGCGCGGCUCAUCCACAUCCUCUCGAAAUCUAGCAUCCCCGAUAAAUUGGAUAUUGUCCGUACCAUCAUCUCCGACAUGGAGAAGAUUGGAUUACGUGGCACGAUCUCCACCGUGAAUAUAUUGAUCGGAUUUUUUGGAGACAGUGAAGACUUGGAUAAAUGUAUUGAGCUGAUAGAGAAAUGGGGUUUGAGAAUGAAUGGGUAUACGUACAAAUGUUUGGUUCAAGCUUAUCUGAGGUCACGUAAUAGUGAGAAAGGGUUUAGUGUUUAUGCAGAGAUGAGGAGGAAAGGGUAUAAACUUGAUAUAUUUGCUUAUAAUAUGCUCUUGGAUGCUUUAGCAAAAGAUGAAAAGGUUGACCAGGCUUACAAGGUUUUUGAAGACAUGAAAAAGAAGCAUUGUGAGCCUGAUGAGUAUACAUACACAAUAAUGAUAAGAAUGACUGGAAAGAUUGGUAAACCCAAUGAAUCACUGACACUGUUUGAGGAAAUGUUGAACAAAGGCUGUUCUCCUAAUUUACUGGCUUAUAAUACAAUGAUCCAAGCGCUGUCUAAUGGCCGAAUGGUUGACAAGACCAUUUUCCUUUUCACAAAAAUGAUGGAAAAAGAUUGCCGGCCUAAUGAAUUUACAUAUACUGUUAUACUCGAUCUCCUGGCUGCAGAAGGGCAACUUCAUAAGCUAGAUAUGGUUGUGGAAUUAUCAAGGAAGUACAUGAAUAGGUCAAUAUAUGCUUAUCUUGUUAGGACAUUGAAUAAACUGGGGCAUGCAAGUGAAGCUCAUAGGCUGUUUUGCAACAUGUGGAGUUACCAUGAUAGAGGGGACAGGGAUGCGUGCUUGUCCAUGUUAGAGAAUUUGUGCAGUGCUGGAAAAACUACAGAGGCCAUUGAACUGCUGAAUAAAAUUCAUGAGAAAGGAAUAAAUACUGACACUAUCAUGUAUAAUACAGUAUUCUCUGCUCUUGGCAGGUUAAAGCAAAUAUCUCAUCUUCAUGAUCUUUAUGAAAAGAUGAAACGAGAUGGCCCUUCACCGGAUGUAUUCACCUAUAAUAUUCUGAUAGCAAGCUUUGGUCGGGCAGGACAAGUUGAUGAAGCUAUUAAAUUUUUUGAAGAACUCGAGGACAGUGAUUGUAAACCUGAUAUUAUCUCUUACAAUUCCUUGAUUAAUUGCCUUGGAAAGAAUGGUGAUAUUGAUGCAGCUCACAUGAAGUUCAAGGAAAUGCAAGAGAUGGGAUUGAAUCCCGACGUCGUUACAUACAGCACGCUCAUUGAGUGCUUUGGCAAAACAGAUAAAGUUGAAAUGGCUUGCAGGUUGUUUGAUGAAAUGCUAGCAGAAGGUUGCUGCCCUAACAUUGUAACAUACAACAUUUUACUCGACUGUUUGGAGAGGAAUGGAAGAACUGCCGAAGCAGUGGAUUUGUAUGCAAAACUUAAGCAGCAAGGAUUAACACCUGAUUCAAUCACAUAUUCUGUGCUUGAACGACUGCAAAGUGGUUCGCAUAGAAAAGUGAGAAUUCGCAGGCAGAAUCCGAUCACCGGUUGGGUUGUAAGCCCGUUGAGGUAAUAAUGACAAGAUAGCAACUUGUUGUGCAUCAAAUUUUGAUCUUUUUUUGCUGCUACUGAGCAGGUGCCUUUCAUUCAUGGCCAAUUGUAUGAACGCAUUAAAGUUGUUGGUGGGUUUUUGAUUUGACAACAAUUAAAAUUAACACUCACCCCCAACAAAGAAUUUCUUUCAUAGAAGCAUUGGUCUGGUCAAAUUCAACUGGUUGGGAAAGGAUUUAUGGUCUCAUCCAAUUGCUUGAAAAGGUUAUAUCAGAAGAUCGUUAGUACUGUGUAACAUCCUACCACUGCAAAAGAACAUGAAAGCAAAUAGCUUAUAUAAAGUGACAAUAUUCUACUGGAUAUUAUCUUCAUUCAUUUUUGUGAUCCCUGAGAUACAUUAAACAAUACUGUACGGAUAAUUGGAUAUAUAUUUUUUAUGAUGGAAAAAAA